Aspergillus calidoustus is the source of this 2160-nucleotide messenger RNA. The record is from the annotation of a GenBank genome assembly. NCBI's taxonomy places the organism in Eukaryota, Fungi, Ascomycota, Eurotiomycetes, Eurotiales, Aspergillaceae.
AUGCCGCUGCAGAACGCUACACCGAGGAAGCGGAGAAGUAACGGGGAACGUGUGCGGGUGACUCGUGCAUGCGAUCGGUGCAAGAGGAGAAAAAUCAAAUGCAACAAUUCGCAGCCAUGUCAGUUCUGUAUCAGGGCAAAAGCACGAUGCACGUUUGACUCUUCGUACACUCGGGGUCGCAAAUUCGGCAUCCCCUCUGGAUACAACGACAGCAGUCCCCGAGCGUACUCUGCUCUCCUCCCCAGCCCCGAGACAUCUCAGGCAAGCAUCGCCGCUCCCGAGUUGUUACAGAGCCACCAACAUGUCUCCGCCGAAGCAUCAUCACGCAACUCCCCCGAGCCAUCGCAGACAGACCUGCAGGGCCACUACAUUGGGCCCGCAUCUGGUGUCUCGUUCCUAUUAAGGGUACAGAAGCGCCUGCACCAAGCAAUCUCGUUCGCGCAGCCGAGUAGUAUAUUCACAUUCGGCGAUGCGCCGCUACAUCUUCCGGAAUUCGAUCCGUCGUUCUGUAUGAUGCUCCCGCGGGAUGAUGCGCAUCGCCUUGUAGACCGGUACUUUGAUUUCGCCAUGCCGACGUAUCGGUUCUUGCAUCGACCGACGAUUGAAGAGUGGUUUGCCGAGUUCUAUGAUACGCUUGGUGUCAUGCGUGAUGCGCAUAGUGCGCCGGCCAAAGUCGCGCUGCUCUUCAUGGUCUUUUCGCUUGCGAGGGUCUACAUGCCGGACAAUGACCGGCCUGGACCAUCUGAUCUAAGCGCGCGCUACUACUUGGCAGCCGAGCACCAACUCUCCAAAGAAAAAGGCUCGAUCCGUCUAACUAGCGUCCAGGCCCGCCUAACGCAAUGCUACUACCUCCUCACGCAGUCCCGGAUCAACCACUGCUGGAGUCUCUUCGGCACCGUCUCGCAUCUCGCGCUGGCCAUAGGCCUAAACAGGAACCGCCGUCCAGACCCUGCAGCGGGCAUAACGCCCAUCGAAGCCGAGUGUCGACGACGCACCUUCUGGUGUGCAUACACGCUCGACGCAUACCUGAGCGCAGCACUCGGUCGCCCCCGCUCCUUCCACGACGACGACGUCGACACCGAACUCCCGGCCUGCGUCGAAGACCACGAACUCAUGGCCGCGCAGAUCAACAUGCCCAUGACGCCCGCGCCAACGCGAAGCCUCACGACGAUGCUAGCUCCUCUAGCGCACAUGAAGAUUGCACGGAUCAUAAGCCGAAUCCUGCGCGAUCUCUACUCCAUCAAGCCCGUAUCCGAGACCCGGCGCGCGACGGCCGUCAAAACGAUCUGUCGAGAUCUAACCGAGUGGCGCGCGGAACUGGCCUGGUUCCUCGACGCAGAUGUCCUCAGCGCGGCACUGAUUAUGCCGAUCUUCCAGCGACAGAGGAACGUGUUGAAUCUAACCUUUUGGCACUCAAUUAUCCUGACCCAUCGGCCGUUUGUGCUGAGGGAUUUUGCGAGGCUCGCGCAGCGAGGGGAGCAUCGUGCACAGACCGAAGAGAGUGUCAAGGAGUGUUUGAAUGCGGCGAUGAAGACGGUUAGGAUUAUUGAUGAGAUUACGCAGAAUCGGCAGCUUUUUCGCGCGCUUUGGAUAACAUCCUACUUUGCCUUUAGCGCAACAAUAAUGCUGUACAUCUACGUUAUCCAGAACCGUGCAUACCCCGCCGAGGUCUACAGCAGCUACUUUUCUGCAGCGACACGGUGCCAGUCGCAUCUAUCUGCAAUUGCCGAGAAGGGAUCGUUGUCAGAGCGAUACUGUCUUGUCCUCGAGGAGCUUAGAGUCGAGGCAACGCGGCAGACGAGAUCUGCCCCUGCGAAUGUACCUGCUCAGAACAGUAUCACGGCGACGACCUCGCAUCCUCUUUCUCAGACUCAGACACAGCCGCACUCACAGCAUCACACCCAGGCUCAAUCGCACGCGCGAGGAGCGCCCUUUGCGAGCCAAAUCCCAGCCCUGGUAGACCACAGCCCCGGGGCCGCAACAAGCUACACAAACGACUCGCUCGACGACAGCGCCACGGCGCUCGACUUCCAGGCGAAUAUGGCUGGACUGGGUUUCUCGGAGACGGACUGUGCCGGGUGGGGCCAGUUUACGAGCAUGGUUUCGAGUGGGCUGGGGAAUUUGGAUUUGUUGUUAGAGGGGGAGGGGUUUCGCUUCUAG